GUAGGAAAUAUUAGACUUCAAUUCCCGCGAUUUGAUUCCUUACUGCAAAUACAGAAAUUGAAGAGCCAUUAAUGCUAGGACUCGAGCGCUGACUGUGCAGUCAGAUAAAGUGCAUAGUAGGACUGCAUGAGGACAAGCACUACACUGGUAACUGUUUGAUUCAUUCUCACUUCAGGGGAGCACACUGCUCUUGCGAACUAACACAAUUUCAAGAGUGAUCGAAUUUGAUUAUUUCACUUUCCAGGAAGCGAGAUUUCUUCUGAAGACAAACAGUGCGAGAGACCAAGAUGAGUCUGAGUAAGGUGUUAGAGACCAUCAGUGACAACCAUCUUGAGUUUAUUCGUAUGGAGGUCUCAGAUGUCUACGGCAUCGCUCGAUCACGGACUGUACCGGCCCGCCAUUUUGAAAACACAUGCAAGUCGGGUCUCUUCAUGCCGUUGGCCACCUAUUGUUUCAAUGGCGCAGGAGCUGACGCAGAUAAAUAUGACUGCGGGUUGUGUUGGGAGGUAGGAUAUGGGGAUGUGAAGCUGCAUCCAGACCUAGAGACAUUUCAAGUCAUACCAUGGUGCGAGAAUACCGGGCGAGUGCUGAUGAAUGCAGAACUCGGCGGUAAACCCAUGAUGGUGUGCCCUCGAGGAAUCGCAAACAUUCAGCUGCAGAAGUUGGAGGAGAUGGGUUAUUCUCUUUUUUCGGCUCACGAAUAUGAGUUCUAUGUGGUGGAUGCCAAGACACGUGAGCCACUACUGAAGGAUGGGAAUCUGCUGUCAACCCUGCGGACAUACACCGACACCAAGCUACUUCAUCAGCUGAUGAGAGACCUGCCAAAGGUUGGAGUCGACAUUGAAAGUGCAGAAGGUGAGGGUGGUGUCGGCCAGAUGGAAAUCACAUACCGUCCAGCGUUCGGACUACGCUCCGCCGAUAACGCACACACAUACAAGUUAUCGGUGAAAGAGAUUGCUAGACAGCACGGCUACAUGGCGUCCUUCAUGUCAAAACCGUGGCCAAACAGGAGUGGUAGUUCCUCUCACUUCUGUCACUCUCUCUGGGAUGCCAAGACCAAAGAACCUCUCGUUUAUGGCAAGGACAGUCCAUGUGGGAUGUCUGAAGUCGCUCAGCACUGGGUUGCGGGACUACUAGAACACGCACCAGCUCUUACAAUCCUUGCCUCACCAACUGUCAACUGUCUGAGCCGUCUUAAACCAAACACGUUCGCUCCUGUCAACUCGACCUGGGGCAUUGACAACCGUACAACCGCCAUGCGAAUCAAAAUAAAUGGACAGAAAGGCACCUUCAUUGAGAAUCGUAUCGGUGCCAGCGGGAGCAACCCUUAUCUCCUCUUAGCUGGUACCGUAAUAGCGGGAAUGGACGGGAUCAAAAGAAAGCUUCCUCUUCCUCAGGAAUCCACAGGAAACUCGUACGAGGCGAAUGGUGUUCAUCCCUGCGGUCAAGAUCUCCCGAAUACUAUGGAGAGAGCAGUAGAGGCGCUCAAGGCAGACAAGGUGAUGGUCGAAGCUCUAGGACCUGACUUCAUCAAGUGUUUCUUGGCAAUGAAGAAAAAAGAACUUGUAGAAUCACGACAAGCUGUUACUAACAAGGAUGGUGAAUGGGAAAGGAAGAUGUUCUUUGAAUAUCUGUGAAAGUGCACCAUUUAACUAGAACUUUCACAAGCAUCGGGUCAGAUAAUGUAGGUUUAGGACACUUAUUUCAAAUCAAAGUUGAAUGUGCAGAUCUUUAUUCUCUCAAGCGAUACAAUGAUCAUAGUCACACAGUGCUAUUGAACGUUAGGGGUAUGGUAAGAAUUAUGUUUAAACCAGAUGGUCCAUCUACCUGAUUUUAAACCAACUUGAUAAUCGGUUGUAAUUUUUUCAGAACGUUUUACAUCGUGUAGGACAUUAUGUCAAACUGUUUUUGUAAUUUUCUAUUCAAGACCUCGAUUUUUGUUUGUUAUUUUCCCAAGAUUUCUACUGUAUUACUUUGUGAUCAAAGUGGGUCAAUCUCUGGAACUUGAACUUACAUCGUAGUUGUCUCUGCGUUAGUUGGUAUGCUUUUUGUAGUCAAAGCUCUAAAUAUAGAAAUGAAAUUUAUAUAAAUGGAACUAGGCGGAUCAAGAAAAAGAGAUAUAUUGUUAUUAUAAUUAUAGGCUGUCAUUCCCAACAUUAUACAUUCCAUGAUUAAGGCUUUGAUGUCAAAUGCACCAUAUUACCUCAAAGUUACGAUAUUUUAAAAAUACAACUUUUGCCGAUAAUCACUAAUUAAAAAAAAGUACCCGCGUGCAACCAGGGCUGUGUGCAACAAGUCGCCCCACCCCUCACUCCGCUUACAUACCCACACACCCACACACGCACGUACACAGCAAACACGCACGCUCAUUGUAUGGACAGCAACACGUGAUUUUAAAAUGAAACCAGUGACCUGCAUUAGUUGCGAUUGUUUCAAAUCAAUCGCAACUUGAAAUGAAUCGCAAAUGUGUACUUGAGAGAUGGGAUUUGCGCUAAACUUCAAGUUGCGUUUGAUUUGAUUCAGUCGGCUCUGGUAGAGCCAGAUUGUGACAGACCAUAUUCUGGAAAUUUAUAUGACAUUCAACAGGGAAAAUUCUGAGUUACCAUCGAUUUGUUUAAUUUGUUUGUGUACGUAUGGUGUAAGAGUACGAGGACAUUUUAUUAGAUAUAUGU
Strongylocentrotus purpuratus (purple sea urchin) is the source of this 2672-nucleotide messenger RNA. Its product is annotated as lengsin. NCBI's taxonomy places the organism in Eukaryota, Metazoa, Echinodermata, Echinoidea, Camarodonta, Strongylocentrotidae. The record is from RefSeq and is a predicted model, not a curated record. The transcript has 2 exons. Gene Ontology annotation, molecular function: glutamine synthetase activity. Gene Ontology annotation, cellular component: membrane; cytoplasm. The coding region runs from base 288 to 1637 and encodes 449 amino acids.